Messenger RNA from Linum trigynum, 423 nucleotides. The record is from the annotation of a GenBank genome assembly. Lineage: Eukaryota; Viridiplantae; Streptophyta; Magnoliopsida; Malpighiales; Linaceae.
AUGUUGAACAGCAAGAAGCAUGCAGCUUCUUCUUCUGUCAGGCAAAACAUGGAGGCCAAUGCCUCGGUUCAGGGGGUACUUUCAUCAUCCUCAUCUGAAGUAGCUAAUCAAAACAAACACUCCAGUGAGAAGAUUACACCUACUUCAACCAAGACAAGCAACACCAAAAUCACAUCUGCAGAAGCUAAAUCAGGCCAUAAGCCAAAGAUGAGGCAAACUGUAAAUGGGAAGGAGGAUACUGAAGACCCUAAGAAGGAUCCAUAUUCACAUUCUAACCUGCUGGGCAAUCCUAGGAAGAUUAAUUUCGACCUCAAUAAGGAUGAUGCCAAGUUAGUGCCAGAAAAUGCAACCAACCUGAAGGAUACUUCUUGCAGCAGUAUUCUAGGGGAGGAAAAGACGUCAAUGGCCAUCGAUAACUGCUGA